Molecule: messenger RNA, 1474 nt
Organism: Effrenium voratum
Lineage: Eukaryota; Dinophyceae; Suessiales; Symbiodiniaceae
Source: the annotation of a GenBank genome assembly
GGUCAACGCUUCGUUCUUUUCCUUCUCAUUGGAUGAGGCCGAGAAGGUCACAUACUAUGAGAACCUGUGGGAAAUUUGGGUGAGAAAUCACGCCCAGCUCAACAACUACACUCACUGCUUGGACUGGGUAGAAAGCAGCUAUUUUGGCAUGAAGCCUUUUCAGGAGCAUGCCCACCCAACGAGCAUGGCGGAGGCAAGAGAGCGGAGCGCGUACUUUCUGCUGAACUCUCUGCGUGUGGACGAGGGGUCUCCGCUCUACGGCGACGUGUCGGUGGUUUUGCUGCCCAGCUUCGCACGUCGGGUGUCCGUCCUUUCGCCUUUUGACUCUGGCAGUUGGAGUGGUUUGUGCAACCACUCCUUUGUGACGCCGAACACCAGCUAUGCACACAACUGCAGUGCUUUCUCUGGACGCGGUGGUCUUGGCACCUUCCAGGCCUUCGAUCAUCUCUUCGAGAUCAACGAGAGGUAUUGGGCCAAGCCGGAGGCCUUCCUGCAGCCGCUGGCGCGCUUGCUGGGCCCGGAAGGUUCCACCGGGCUGGUGGGCGAGAACUUUGUGCAGUACUUCGAGGUGCUUCCAACUGCACGAGUCGAGUUCACCCAUGUGAAGUUCAUCAUUGCCGCGUUUCCAAGCCUAUUUGGCACAGAUCGGGGCGAGCGGGUCCAGCGCUGGUGUCGGAGGAACGGCUUGAUGCUAGUCUGGUCUCUGGGUCUCAAUGUCGGCUUCACUACAGAUCAUGGCAUGCCGCACUUCUGGGAUGUGCAGAAGCAGCGGGGCCCAUUCUACAGCAACCAGCGCCUCAUGGAUCCUGGUGUGCUGAGGACUUCCUCCCUGAACGCGACGGCGGCAGCCGAAGAUGUUGCUGCUUUCUCCGCGGCGUGGCAACUGCUGGCUUCAGAAAGACGGAGGCACCUAGAGCCGGCAGACUUCAACCGCCUGUGGGCGUCUUUGACUGCCAAUCUGUCACACAGUCUACAGAUUGCCCCUCUGCGGGCUGCUUCCUGUGCGGAUUUGGACCGCUGCAUUGGUGUCACCCGGCUCGGGUGCUUAUGCAAGAAGGAAGCUGCCGUUGUCGUGUGAGCCAAGCUGUGCGACAAGAGGCCCAGCAUCAGUUCUUUGAGUGUAAAGUAAUGGCCACAAAGAGCGGAUUGGGCAGAAGGGUCCAGCCGCCAGAGUGUUGCCCUGACAGCCAAUAUCUCAAGUAUUUAGAUUGCCCGAGACAAUCUCGGGACUGUAGAUAGAGCACAGUUUUCCUGGCACAGGCCCAUUGCUUGGCCAACGAGUGCCUAGUGAGAUCCUUGUGCCUGCCGUGUAAGGUCAACAUUAAAGGGUGCUGAGAUAGCCGGGUGGCUCUUAGAUCUCCUCUACCCCAUCACUUUGCAACUGCAUGCAGCUUGCAUCCCAUAUCUUGCGCAUCAUUUUGGCUGACGCAUCGUGUCGCAUCGCAACGGGGUUUGAAGUUUGGAUCUGCCGAGG